This is a messenger RNA of Cucurbitaria berberidis CBS 394.84, 534 nucleotides long. RefSeq lists its product as uncharacterized. NCBI's taxonomy places the organism in Eukaryota, Fungi, Ascomycota, Dothideomycetes, Pleosporales, Cucurbitariaceae. The record is from RefSeq and is a predicted model, not a curated record. The coding region runs from base 1 to 534 and encodes 177 amino acids. The transcript has a single exon.
AUGCAGUGGAGCCUCGAGUCCGAUGGAUGGGCCCACAGCCCCAACGACGAAUCCACCAAUGGUCUCCACGAUGAACCAGUCAAAGUCUAUCAGAAGCCGGGUGCAAAUGACAAUUUUCUGCAGAUCAGCCUACAUGCCUGCCCGGUUUCGGUCCUUCUGCUACUGCUUUAUGAAGCCCCAUCCACAGCGACACUGAGCUUUAUAACCUGGAAUAAAGCCUACAGCCUAUUCCCACGAACUACCUUCGUUAGGAAGGAGUGUUAUCUUCUCCAGAAAAUCGAAGAUGGAGAGGCUGGAGAUAGUAUUCGGGCGCAUCUCACGGAGCUUUCCAAGAAUGGCAUCAAGACGAAAGCACACCAUUGGGAUGAUGAGCAGGAACACGAGAUCACACGCAUUCGACGCGUCGGAGACAAGCAUACUUGGGUCAUCAAUCUCGAAACGACUGGCCUAGAGAUUGUUAUGUCGCCCGUACCCGACGCCGCGAUCGAAGCCUCGACGUUCAAAAAUCCAGGAGUGGCUCGGAUCCAACUUUAG